Messenger RNA from Exophiala oligosperma, 888 nucleotides. RefSeq lists its product as uncharacterized. The record is from RefSeq and is a predicted model, not a curated record. NCBI's taxonomy places the organism in Eukaryota, Fungi, Ascomycota, Eurotiomycetes, Chaetothyriales, Herpotrichiellaceae. Gene Ontology annotation, molecular function: oxidoreductase activity. The transcript has 2 exons. The coding region runs from base 1 to 888 and encodes 295 amino acids.
AUGCCGUACUACGGAAUCCCCAACUCGGGCGGCGUCAACCUCGUGGGCCACGGUUACCAAGGUCCAGAUCACUAUGGCCUCAACGACGUCACGAUCCGCGCGGUGCCCCAGUCCCGAGUCCACGCCACGCCCCUCCCAGCCUCGGAGUUGGCAAAAGGUCAAACGCGUUUCAAUUCGUUCCACUUCGACGGUUCCAUCUACGGGGCCUACCCUUCGCGGGUCACCGCUUUCCGCUGCGUCAAAGCACCCCGCGGACCCCCCUUGACGAUCCGCUGGGACGACGGCACGGGUCGCACGAUGCAAUGCCAACCGGGUGGAACUGCCUUCUUCAGCGGCGAACAGCUCUACGGUUUACUUCCCGACGACGAAAAGGACCUGGUCGACAAUAGUUAUUGGGAACCGGGGCCUCACCCGUUCGCGUGGAUGGGUACACGCAGGCUGCGGUCUUCGGGCAUGGGUCUGGCACCUGGAGGUGAGACCGUCCCUCUCGAAGAUCUACCAGAGUGGUCCCCGGACAAGGUCUACAAGUUCCCCAUGGUUUGGGUGAACCCCGUGACGGGCGCAAAGGCACUCCAGAUUUUCCCCGACAUCAUUCGUAAAUUGUACAUCAAGACCACCGUGCCACUUGCAUCUGAAAAGGUGGUUGAAAAUCUCGAAGAAAUCAGAGUCUGGGUCAACGACAUCUACGACAGGAUCGCCACGCCAGAAUACAUCAUCGUCCCGGAGUGUGAGGAGGGUGACUUGAUUUUGUGGAACAACUGGGGAGUUCAACAUAGCGCCAUCGAAUAUCCUGAUAGUUAUGGCAGCAGAUCGAGUACGUCUUUGUCCACUCUCCUCCCUCUCCGUUCUUGGUCCUUUGGCAAGAAAGCUAAUCAGAACGACUUGUAG